Messenger RNA from Chenopodium quinoa (quinoa), 2697 nucleotides. RefSeq lists its product as uncharacterized. The coding region runs from base 120 to 2357 and encodes 745 amino acids. The transcript has 17 exons. The record is from RefSeq and is a predicted model, not a curated record. NCBI's taxonomy places the organism in Eukaryota, Viridiplantae, Streptophyta, Magnoliopsida, Caryophyllales, Amaranthaceae.
AUACUAUUGGAUCUUAUUUUUAGGGUUUGGACCAUAACCCCCAUUUCAAUUCAACUGUCCAGCCCAACGCCAUUCCACACCCUCUGCUCUCUCUCUCCUCCGCCUCUUGCUGUGCGUCAAUGGCGUUUCGAUAUCGGAACCUCCGACGAGUUUCGACUAUCUUGCCUCGACUCUUCUCAGGCCAACGAUGUCAACAUUGUGGAGAUGCAACUAAUAUAGCUUCUGGUUCAAUUUCAUUGGCACAUACAUUAGAAAAGUUUGAUACGAUUGGUGAAUGGAGAAGUGUGCAAGUCUCAAGGUUAUCAACUGUAGCGGAGAUAUCAAAGGAGGUUCCUCAUGAAGUGGAUCUAACUGCAUAUAUUAGGUCGACCUUUGAUCAUGUGGAAGGCCCUUCUCAUCGUUGGUUAAAUAUAUCUGCUAAAAGCACGGAGUUCUUUAACAAAGAUGGCGCCUUUCUGCUUGUUGCUGGAGGAUUUUUGGAUUAUCCUCCGGGAUCUCAAGGUGAUCGAAUUCAUAUGCUUCAAAAAGUGAAGUUACUUCAGCAGAGGUACCCAUGGCUCCAUGUUUUCGGUUUCCAGUCUUGCUCCUCAAUAUGUUCCACUGCUGAUUAUGAUCACCUUAUCAAUGUUAUCAUGGAAGAAUACAUUACUUUCCCAAUUUUAUUGUGCAAUAAGAUAUUCCCCGAGGUGGCUGCUGGGCCUUGCUGUAUGCUAUUGAAAAAUCUCAAAGAGCUCCCAUUAUAUCAUGAAAGGGACAUUGAUUUGACUAUACUAAAUGGAGUUAUCAAAGACUUGAGUGAGCUGCAUGCCAAGAACACUAAUAAUGCCAGUAAGUUGAACAGUACUUGGUCUAAACUUCGUGAGGGCUUCAAGGAACCUCGUGCUUGUUCUUCACUGAAGAAUUUGUUUCUUUAUUUUCCAGCUUGCAUUUCAGCUGAUGGUUCUCGCAGUAGAUUAUUCCUUUCUGACAGCAAUCAUCAUCGAGUAAUUGUAUCUGACUGCAACGGGAUGAUUUUGGACGUGAUCGGUUCUUCCCCAGGUUUCGAGGAUGGAGACUUUGAAACUGCCAAACUAAUGAGGCCUGCAGCUUCCUAUUAUCAUGCUUCAGAGGAUUGUCUGUACAUAGUGGACUCAGAGAAUCAUGCUAUCCGAAGAGCUGAUAUUGGCAGAAGAGUGCUAGAAACACUGUAUCCAAUCUGCAACGAUGACAAAGCGAAAAGUGGAUUGUGGUCAUGGAUCUUGGAUAAGCUGGGGCUCAGAAGAGAUGCUGGCAUGAUGUCUGUAGAUUUUGAUUCAGAAUCACUGUUAUUUCCUUGGCAUUUGUUAAAGUCCUCAGAUGAUGAUCUUUUAAUCAUGAACAAAUCUUUUAACAGUAUGUGGAUCAUGGAUACGAGUUCUGGCAUGAUCUGCAAUGUAGUCAAAGGGCAUGCAGCUAUAAUGGAGCUAUGUGGCCAGCAGAUCAUUGAAAAGGUUUCACAAUUGGAAGAUGUUUCUCCUGAUUUUCUUCAGCAGCUGGUUUAUUCUAGUUACUCAUUAGGUGGCAUCCCAUAUUCUGGGUUUGUCUCCUCAUUUGUUGCUUUGGGAGACCGUUUGCUUAUCUGUGAUACAGUUGCUCAGAGGAUUUUAAUGAUGAAUAAACAAGCUGAUUCUUCUUCAAGCUUUGAAUUCUCAAAUCUUGGAAUUCUUGCCCAGCCUUACUGGUUAUCUUUUCCUUUGGAGAGAGCUUUUACCACGGGCGAUGUUUAUGAGGAAGCUCAUAUUGAUCAUUUUCAGACUUUCACAUUGCUACCAGGAAAAAUAGCCGUGCAUUGUACCGUAGAUAUUCCUGGGACUGCAGAACUGGUAGAACCUCUGGAAGAAUCUUGUGUAUGGCGUCAAGUUAGAGGGGCUGCUAUUGAAGUAUUGGGAAUGAAUAACACUGCUGCAACUGCAGAGAAGGUUGGUGUUGCUCAGCAGUGGUAUGAUGAGUUGGAUAAUCUUGCUUUCGAAGAAGAAACAGAGGUCUCUUUGGAAGAAAAAAUAACUCCACGCAUAGACUUGGAAGAUGGCAAAAUUCACAUCAACUGUGCUGUCAAUACAAGUCCUGGAACAAGUGAGGUUUUCAUUUUGGCUCCGCUCUACCUGAAACUGCAUAGUAUUUUAAAGACUUGCAAGGACACUCAAGAAAAGGCCGCAACAAUAGCAGAGAUUUUGAAACCUGAUAUAACAGGAAAGACUACAAGAGACGCAUUUGUUCAUUCAUUAUUAAAUUUAAACAGGGAUUUGGGGGAGCUUGUGUUUGUGAAACCAUUGCGCAUAAAGUUGAGAUUUGAGAUUAUCAACCCCCAAAAUCUGAGAAUUCGAGGGACGUCAUAUUAACUGAUUCAGCAGUUGAUGUUAAUGUAUCUCUCAGCUAGUAUAUGGAGAAUAGCAAGUGAUAUCAAUGUAUCAUGUAGAAUAGUCUUAAACGCUCCAUGAUAGUUUUUUUUUGGGUUGUGAACUUGUAAUGGUUACCAAUCUUACCAUGUUCUAGAUGUAGAUAAACCAUAAGUAUUUGAGAAACCGGACUUCACUUUUUUUAUUUUUCUGUGAAAUUAGAUGAAGGCUUUAAGAUAGGCUGUCGAGUUGGUAGUUUGAUAAUUUUUAUUUUUAUUUUUUUGAAGAACGUAGUUUGAUAAUUUCAAUAAAUGUGAUCUUGUUAUUCAAGAUUAAUUUGUGA